AGUGAAUAGGUUCACGCUUACCUGUAGAUAUUAAGCCAACACGACAUACAUACACAUUCGGUUUUUACCUGUCCAGGAAAGUGAGGACUUAUACUAUACAGGUAUAAAAGAGACAAGUGAUAUCCGACUGUUCACAUCAUAAGGUAGCAGCGACGUUAGACUUCGGAUACUGAAUAACAGACUUUAUUCUUAUCGUCAUUAUCACAAAAGACGUGGAAGAUGCAGGGAAACACGUUGAUAUUGGUCAUUUGUACCGUGUUAAUUCCGUCCGUGUUCACAAGAAACUUCAUUCUCCAAGCUGAUAAUACAAGAACAAGGGCAAACCAUGGAGUUGUUCAUUUGGCAAACGCCUCCACUGGAAACGCUCUUAUGGUCAAUGAAAUGGAACCGUUGUCAAUAAACUUCUGCAUACGAGAAAAGACAACUCUACGACUGAAUAAUUUCAGAUUUUCAACUGAUAAUGCUAACGCGUUAUUUACGGUGAACCUGGACCACGGCUACUGGCUAGGCACUUACUACUCACCACCCAAGGGUGGACGGGAGAUCUUCAUCAACACCGGAAGAUUUCCCAGGGUGUACACGUUUGACGCCGGAUGGCACGUCCUAAAAGUUGACGUCAGACCAGGAUCGUCGAAUAUCACCGUUGAUAACAUUGAAUUCGAUAUUGAUGAUGAGAGAAUGAAUUUGGAGAUUCUGCAGUGCACUAUAAUGUGUAUUCAAGAGGCGAAAUUUGAUGUCAAACGGCCUACUCUAACCUCGAAUACUGAAAGCGCCGCCAUAGAACAGAAGUCGUAUGACACGAAAUGUGCAGAAGUGGACAACGUCAACGUUCCAAUUUACAACCCUGCAGUUAGCCAGUUCCUUAUCACCGCAACCCUUCCACAGUACAAGUCAUUCGCUAAUAGACGUCAUGAUAAUCUUACGAACUGUCCUCAUCUGCCGCCACAGCUAUGGAGAUUCUCGGACUUUAUAGCCAAUUCUGACACAAAAGAAAUCCGCGGACAAAAUUCCAGUCUUAUAUUCAUUGCUAAAGACUCCAGAAAAUCGAUAGCUAUUUUUGCUUCCUUUAAACUGGAAGGUGAAAAGGAGGGAAGUAUUGAUUCAAAAAUUGGAAAUGAACUUUAUUUGAGGUUCAAACACUUGAGUGUUCCAGUUACAGUAAUGAUGCAAUACCGACGAAACACCGGAGGUCUGUCCGACCCGUCCGUACGGACAUUUGAUCCGCACACCCUGGAGCAAAUGUGGACCAUCCCGGAUUUCACAUGGAUUGAAGACACAGAUAACUACAUUGUACUUUCCAUGGAAGCUGACGUCAUUAUUAAGUUUGAGGUAGAUUACCUUCAAUUACUCAAACGGCCCAUGGUGCCAGAUGAAAUUUCAACAAUUUACAGAAGCGAUGACGUCAUCAUUGAGACCGUAAAUGUCCAACUCUCAUGGCUUGCACCAAAAACAAUGACGGUACGUUUGAGUAAUGGCGUUAUUGCAGAAAACGUCACAUUCAUCCGCAUUUACCGACCAAUCCCAUGGAACAACGGAUAUGCUCAGGUUUUUGUUCUCUACAACGACGGAAAUGUACGACUCCUUCCAACAGCCCCGGACGGAACCGACUGGAUUCCAUUCGGAACCUCAGUCAUUAUUGGCCAGACCAAAAACGACCGAGUAAGACCGUACACUAUUAUAACUCAGGUGGAUAUCAUUCCUGAACGCUGGCAAAUGAAAGUUUUCUACGAAGACGGCGGUUCUCUUAAAAUGAGCUUAAACAGCACAAACGAAGAAACUCAAUUGUUUGUGAGCGACAUGGAAUUAAUGCAGGAUCGGUUUACGCACCCUUUUGCUACCAUUCGCUCUAUGUACGUGGACGAAGGAAACACCGAUGUUGACAGCGUGAAGAUCGAUAACAAAGAUACAUACCAUAUCAUGGAUUAUUGGGGGUCGUUGACAGGAAGAUCUUUCGCCUUCCACCGCAGGUGUAUAUCAACCCAUCUCACCCUUAGUCCUGACAUUCAGGUAGAUAUUUUGGAGACCAAUCAAGCCAUUACGACCCCUAGAGUUCCACCAAACAAUGUUUAGACCAACCAGGUAUUCAUGUCACCAAGCACUGCAGAUUAGUCGUGUAAUCAUCUAUCUCUAUCUUCUUCGUGUCUGUGGAAACCCUGCGCAUCAGCCUGUCGAUGAAACAUAAAGGUAUGGUUACGACUGUCCGCUUGACGAAAGAGAUUCAUGGAUCACAAUUGUGAUUACUUGGGGAACAGGUUAGACUUACAUGAACCUCUGGUCUCGUGAUCGCUCUCGGACAUAUGCAGGUCUGACUAACACUUGUUAAAUAUAAUUUGAAAUCCAAUGUUUAAUUAAGGUCGUAUAAUGAUUUUUAGAGUUGGUACGUUAUACAUAAUGGCUGUUUUCAUAUUUUGUCUAUCUAGAAUUAUGUAGCGGACAUUGUUAUAUUACCAAUUUAAGAUAUCAUUUUAUUAUUGAAAAUCACUUAAUUUUCUUAAUAUUUAGGAAAAUGUAUCGUUGUGUUUACCAGAACUUGUUUCGAAUACUGUUCCGUAUCUUUACUGAAAACACGCGAGAUUGAAUUUCUCGAACAAAACAAGUGAUUAACAGUAUUGUCCUUAAUUACAUGUAUAUGUUAUAUUUUGUUCAUUAAUUUUGUCAUUUCCUGUCAAGGCUUACUUGUCUUUAAACAUGACUCACGUUAAAGAAGGGAAAGCUAGCCUGGUCCAAUUGUUUGAAGCAUGAUGCACUGUAGUGUAACAAUUUUCGAAAAUCAAAGUAUAAAAAUGUUUGGGGUUUUUUUCAAGAAAUUUCAUUUCUUAAAAUUCCGAUAAUAUUUCAUCACUAAAAUAUCUAAACAUGUCAUUUAAAUUACGAAUUUCAAUAAUUAAAAAAGAAAAAAAAAUCCCCAAAAAAGUAUAAUGGUAAGCCUAAUGCAUCUUUGAACAUACGGGUCUAAGAAUCUUGGCGGUAUUAUGACGUUCUCUGUAAAUCCAAACGAAGUCAUAUCUGAUCUCACUAUUGUUGUUUACGUAUGCUAUUGUUGAGUAAUUAAGUGUGUGAGUGUGUGAGUGUGUAUUCUAAUAUAUUGGUUAAAUUUGAAUAAACCAAUGAAGUUUUCAUCAAGCAAAUUAGACGGGCUAUAUAAAUGAAACCAAUGGAGAUAUGCAAAGUUCAGUGGAAUACAAAGUGUAUUAGCAUUUAGUAUGAUGGAUUGGGCAAGUUGAUUAAUUCAAAAGUCCAUUGAAAAACUUAAAACUAUCAAUCAUUAACUGUUUUAUUAACAUCUAUUUGAUAAAUGCAUUUUAUGCAGACGUGCUAUGCAUUCAUAAGUUUUUUUUUAUUAUACUCCAACCUCGGUCCCAUGUCGCACAUUGAUGUACUUAUUGUUUUCGUCUUGGAUUGAGGCUUGGAAAACUUGUGACUAAUAAAAAUAGCAAAUGCCCGCGGAUAAUAAAAAGCCAUGGUCAGAAUGUGACUCAAAAUAACGAUAAUUAAUGAAAGUCCAUAUUUGCAAUACACAUGUGAAGUAACAAUCACAUGUAUAUCAAAUGUGACUCAAAAUAAUUAUAAUUAAUGAAAAUCCUUAUUUAUAAAACACGUGCUGUAAGGAAAACAAAACUGAAUCAUGCCCGAUUUCUAAAUAAAUAUAUAUUACAAAGUGAAUGUGAAGUGUCCAUGUAUGUCUUUGUUGGAUAAUUUAUGCUAUUGUUGUUUCCGCAAACAUCAAUCAUAACUCUUUUCGUGUACUUACUUUGUUAAAUCUGUCAUAAAUGUCAUUGUAUAUUUAAUUAUUUAUCUCAAUAAAUUGAGUUCCAUGUAGUAA
This is a messenger RNA of Pecten maximus, 3823 nucleotides long. RefSeq lists its product as uncharacterized. The transcript has 2 exons. The record is from RefSeq and is a predicted model, not a curated record. Lineage: Eukaryota; Metazoa; Mollusca; Bivalvia; Pectinida; Pectinidae. The coding region runs from base 220 to 2070 and encodes 616 amino acids.